This is a messenger RNA of Sitophilus oryzae (rice weevil), 901 nucleotides long. RefSeq names its product tctex1 domain-containing protein 2-like. The transcript is spliced from 4 exons. The record is from RefSeq and is a predicted model, not a curated record. Gene Ontology annotation, molecular function: dynein intermediate chain binding. The coding region runs from base 182 to 661 and encodes 159 amino acids. Gene Ontology annotation, biological process: microtubule-based movement. NCBI's taxonomy places the organism in Eukaryota, Metazoa, Arthropoda, Insecta, Coleoptera, Curculionidae. Gene Ontology annotation, cellular component: cytoplasm; cytoplasmic dynein complex.
UGAUUGGAUUUGGUAAGUCAAGGUCGUUUGUUGUUGUUGUUUAUCUUCGUUGUUUAUGAUUCUUUCUUGGUUUACCUAUUUUAUUUAAAGGAUUUAUUUAAAUAUCGCAUUGAUUUCGAAUAGGCUAUACACUUUUUAAUGUUUAAUAUUUGACAGUUAAUUGAAUAUACAAUUGUUUGCAAUGGAAGAUAAUGAAAAAGACGAAGGUAUUGAACCCCAUGAUACUCCCCAAAUUUCACCUACAAUAAAUAAUGAAGAAUUGACUGAAGAAGGUAUUAAACAUCAUUCACAUGAGUCCCUAGCUCCCGUAAAUUUUUACCAGAUAAAACCAAAUUUACAGGAAAAAUUUAAGGAACUGCCAGUUAAACAUAUCUUAAAAGAAGUUCAAGAUGCUAUUCUAGGAGGAAAAUCUUAUGAUGUUGAUAAUGUAAAAAAAUGGACUAUUAAAAUUGCAAAUGAUGUCAAUGAGAAAGUCAAAGAAUUAGAAAUGAAAAGAUAUAAGCAUAUAGUACAAGUUUUACUUGGCGAAAGAAAAGGGCAGGGCAUUAAGUCUGGUGUAAGGUGUCUUUGGGAUUGUGAAAUUGACGGUUAUACGAGUGAAAUAUUUAUGAAUGAUUCCAUAUUUUGUGUUACAACAGUUUUUGCAGUAUAUUUAUAUUAGCAUAAUUUGACUUCAUUUGUUCUUGUGUUACUAUAUUUAAUGUGAAAAAUACACGGGUUUGCUUAUAAAUAUUUAUUGUUACAAUUUAAUGUAAACUAAUUUAAUCACUUAAAAUAUAAUUUUAGUACUGAGUUCACAAGCUUAUAUUAAACAUAAGAAUACAUUGCUAUAAAUUUCAAAAUUUAAUUAAAACUGAAUUUACAGUUGUAUGCACUCUAUUUUAAAUAAAAAGAAAUACGG